CGUAAUAUUGUGUCACACGUAUGUGUACGUACAGUAGAUAAUUAGAAGAGAAUAAUAUCUGAAGGCUCAGUAGAAAACAGCGCAAGAGAUUAAAGGAUACUUGAAACAUAUAGUUAAUACUUUUGCUUUAAAUUCUUGUUUUAUUUUAUAAUUAUACAUUAUAUUACAAAAGGAUGAUUUCCAAAAAACGUAUCAUAGAUCUAUUGCGAGUUAUAUCUUCUCAGUCAUGUAAAUGUCCAGCUCAUGGAAAUCCAGGAGGUACAACUAUACAUGAAUUAAGCAAAGCUCGUAGUACAGUAGCUAGUGCUAUACCAGCAAAAGAAUAUGCAUUUGAAAUGGCUUGUUCUACAGUGCGGUAUGGCGUUGGUGUUACAAAAGAACUCGGUAUGGAUAUGCAAAAUUUUAAUUCAAAGAAUGUGUGUUUGAUGACAGAUUCCAACUUAAUAAAUUUACCACCUUUUAAAACUGCUAUGGACAGCCUUACUAAAUAUGGAAUUCAAACUACAGUUUAUGAUAGUGUACGUGUAGAACCCACAGAACAAAGUCUGAAAGAUUCCAUUGAAUUCGCUAAACGUGGACAAUUCGAUGCUUUUAUAGCGGUAGGAGGUGGUUCAGUGAUGGACACUUGUAAAGCUGCAAAUCUUUAUAGUUCUGAUCCACAAGCAGACUUUUUAGAUUACGUAAAUCAACCAAUUGGUAAAGGAAAACCAAUUACAGUGCCAUUAAAACCAUUAAUAGCAGUACCAACUACCUCUGGUACUGGUUCAGAAACAACUGGUGUUUCUAUCUUUGAUUAUCAACCACUUAAAGCCAAAACUGGAAUUGCUAAUAGAGCUCUGAGACCUACCUUAGGUCUUAUUGAUCCAAAUCAUACAUUAAGUAUGCCAGAAAGAGUCUGUGCUUAUUCUGGUUUUGAUGUGCUUUGUCAUGCUCUUGAAUCUUUUACUGCAAUACCAUAUACAGAAAGAGCUUGUCCUCCCAAUCCAAUUCUUAGACCAGCCUAUCAAGGUAGCAACCCUAUUAGUGAUGUGUGGGCGAAAUAUGCUCUUCAAAUAAUGUGCAAGUAUUUUAAAAGAGCUGUAUAUAAUCAAGAUGAUCUUGAAGCUAGAAGUAACAUGCAUCUUGCAAGUACCAUGGCAGGUGUUGGAUUUGGUAAUGCUGGAGUUCACCUUUGUCAUGCACUUUCUUAUUCUAUUAGUGGAAAUGUACAUAAUUUUCAGCCAGAGGGUUAUAACAAAGAUCAUCCUAUAGUGCCACAUGGUCUUUCAGUUGUUAUAUCAGCACCUGCUGUAUUUUCUUUUACUGGGAGUGGAUGUGCAGAAAGGCAUUUAGAAGCUGCGGAAUUACUUGGUGCUAAUAUUAACCGAGCUAAAAAAAGUGAUGCUGGCAAAAUAUUAUCAGACGUUGUAAAAGGGUACAUGCAAGUGAUGAAAAUUGAAAAUGGUUUGAGUGAAUUAGGUUUCAAAAAGGAAGACAUACCUAAUUUAGUCGAAGGCACACUACCACAACAUCGUAUUACAAAAUUGGCACCACGAGAACAAUCAAAGGAAGAUCUUACACAGUUGUUUGAAAACUCAUUUACAAUUUAUUAAAAAAAUAAUGUUUCUCAAUAUGUACUGUAUGUAUUUUCUCAAAGACCACAUUUGAUCUAUUUUUAAUAUCUACUUUUUCUACAUGUAAUUUUGUUAUUUUUAAUAUAUUUUAUAAACAAAAAUAAAUGUUUUUUUAAAUGAGAA
Molecule: messenger RNA, 1736 nt
Organism: Bombus pyrosoma
Lineage: Eukaryota; Metazoa; Arthropoda; Insecta; Hymenoptera; Apidae
Gene: T3dh
Product: probable hydroxyacid-oxoacid transhydrogenase, mitochondrial
Exons: 8
Coding region: 174-1592 (472 amino acids)
Cellular component (GO): mitochondrion
Molecular function (GO): alcohol dehydrogenase (NAD+) activity; metal ion binding
Source: RefSeq, a predicted model, not a curated record